Messenger RNA from Spinacia oleracea (spinach), 779 nucleotides. RefSeq lists its product as uncharacterized. The record is from RefSeq and is a predicted model, not a curated record. The coding region runs from base 144 to 437 and encodes 97 amino acids. The transcript has 4 exons. Lineage: Eukaryota; Viridiplantae; Streptophyta; Magnoliopsida; Caryophyllales; Amaranthaceae.
GGAAAUAAAAUACCCCCUCACUUUGAGGUUAGAACGUGAACCACCGUAAAUCUCACCGCCCUCUCCAUCUCCUCACUCGGUCUCUCCUCCCUUCGACACUUCUCUUUCGAAGUUCUCUCCUUCUUUCUCUCUCCUCAACAGCCAUGGCGGCUCGUAUUGUGGCGGCUGCUCGUCAAGCUGCAUCCAUCACCCGGAUCUCCUCCGCUCAACCACCCCUUCCUCGGCUAGUUCAACGCCGUGGUUUUGCUGGCGCGGCCGAACAUGGGCCACAAAAGGUAAACUGCUGGCAAGAACCAAAGAAUCCUGGUAACUGGAAGGAAGAACACUUUGUCAUUGUAUCUCUCACUGGAUGGGCAUUGGCUAUCGGUGGAAGUUACAAGUUCUUUACUAGGGGAAAAGGCAAAACCGAGGAGAAGUUGCUGGAGGCUUCACAGUAGAACAUUCAUUCAUGACCCUCAAAACGCUUUUGCAAUAAAGUCAGCACUCGAAACUGUUCAACCAGGUGGAUAUUUCUGGCAUUCCAAAUUGUUGCUGGUUAGAUAGCUUUUGGAGUAAACAAAUGUGAAGAAAUGGAUUUUUGACAAUUUGAAAUGUUGACACUAAAUUUAUUAUUGUCUAAAAUUAGUGUUGCUUCUCCUUGUACUUUGAAAUUACCAUAAUUUGUUUGCAUGAUGUUGCCUGGUCUACUGGUUCUGUUGGAGGAAAUUAGGGCAGCAUACUGUAUGUUCGUUUUAAUAUCUUUUGUUUUAAUGGAUUUUGAGCAAAUAAUGUCACCAACA